Molecule: messenger RNA, 336 nt
Organism: Myotis davidii
Lineage: Eukaryota; Metazoa; Chordata; Mammalia; Chiroptera; Vespertilionidae
Product: T-cell leukemia/lymphoma protein 1A-like
Exons: 1
Coding region: 1-336 (111 amino acids)
Biological process (GO): positive regulation of peptidyl-serine phosphorylation
Molecular function (GO): protein serine/threonine kinase activator activity
Source: RefSeq, a predicted model, not a curated record
AUGGCCGAGCUCCCGUUGAAAGUGCACCUCAACUCGCACCCCAUCUGCCUGAGGAUAUGUCUGCACUCGUUCUAUGAGAACCAGAAGCAGUGCACGUGGCUGCAUGUUGUCAUGGAGACAGAAGGUGUCCUGCAAGUACGGUUGCGCCAGGAAGUCAUCCCCAGUGGGCAUAUCUCACUCACCAACAGCCCGCUGAGCUCGAGGAUCAUGUCUUUCAUGUGGAAGCUCCAACCUGGAGGCCCGUACGUGGACCACCUGAACCGGUUCUGGCGCAACUUGCACCACAUCAAGAAUGGCGUGGAAGAAAUGAUCCUUGAGCUGAUGGAAGACUCGUAG